AUGGCCAAAAGUUACGACGUGAAGCCCAGCGGCGAUGCCACGGUCACGACAGUGCCGCAUCAACGUAUGCACGAGGCGGAGAAUAACAAGCCCACCGAGAAUAGCAAACCCACCGAGAACACUUCCUUGUCUCCAAACAACAAUCAAACCUACUUUGCCGAUGAGAGGGUGCAAGUGCCAGAGACAGCAAGUACGAGCUUCAGUUUCAGGAAAUUAUGGGCCUUCACCGGUCCUGGUUUCUUGAUGUCCAUAGCUUAUCUGGAUCCUGGGAACAUCGAGUCGGAUCUACAGUCCGGAGUGGUGGCAAGAUACAAGUUAUUAUGGGUACUACUAAGCGCUACUAUCCUAGGUCUCGUUAUGCAAAGGCUCAGCGCCCGCCUCGGCGUAGUGACCGGUCUACAUUUAGCGGAGAUGUGUUACAGACAAUACAAAAAAAUACCUAGACUUAUUUUAUGGGUAAUGAUCGAAAUAGCAAUUAUUGGUAGCGAUAUGCAAGAAGUAAUAGGAACGGCUAUUGCCCUUUACCUCUUAUCUAAUAAAGCAAUUCCUAUAUGGGGUGGUGUACUUAUCACUGUAGUUGACACGUUCACAUUUUUAUUCCUAGACAAAUACGGUUUGAGGAAACUGGAGCUCUUCUUUGGCUUGCUCAUAUCGAUCAUGGCUUUUACCUUCGGUUAUGAGUACGUCGUUUCCGAUCCUCCACAAAUAGAAGUUAUAAGGGGUAUGUUCAUUCCAUGGUACAGUGGGAUGAAUUACGAUAACAAAGUGCUGCUGCAAGCUGUAGGAAUUGUCGGUGCGGUUAUUAUGCCGCAUAAUUUGUAUCUUCAUAGUGCCUUAGUCAAAUCAAGAGACAUCGAUCGAAGACAGCCGGCGAAAGUGAAAGAUGCCAAUAUGUAUUACUUCAUCGAAGCCUCCAUUGCGUUGUUCGUUUCAUUCAUCAUCAAUGUAUUUGUCGUGGCUGUAUUUGCUCACGGUCUCUUCCAGAAGACAAACAACGAUGUUUACGAGAUUUGCGCGGAGAAUAAUUACACCCUUGGCAUGGAAACCUUCGCGAAGAACAACGAGACGUUCAACGCAGAUCUGUACAAGGGAGGUAUCUUCCUUGGCUGCUCUUUCGGCGCCGCUGCGAUGUACAUAUGGGCCGUGGGAAUUUUAGCUGCCGGCCAAUCGUCCACGAUGACGGGCACCUACGCCGGCCAGUUCGCUAUGGAAGGCUUUCUGAAUCUGCAGUGGGCCCGCUGGAAACGAGUCCUCUUCACUCGGACGAUCGCCAUAGUUCCUACAUUCCUGGUGGCGUUCUUCGCCGACAUGAACAACUUGAGCAGCAUGAACGACAUCCUGAACGCCAUAAUGAGCCUACAGUUACCAUUCGCCACCUUGCCGACAAUCGCGUUCACAAGCAGUGUUCAGAUCAUGGGUGAUUUCCGUAACGGAAUAAUGAACAAGAUCGUGGCGACUGCUCUGUCGGUCCUAGUGAUAACGAUAAAUAUAUAUUUCGUGAUACAAACCGUCCAAGAGGACCUGCCGCAUCAUUGGGCCAUAUUCUUAGGCAUGUCCGUGUACGCAAUCCUCUAUCUCAUCUUCUGCGCUUACCUGGCUGUCCAUAUGGCUGUGAGCAUGGGUGCAACUUCCCUUGGCAAUCAUUGGUUUGUCAGCAAAUACAUCGGUGCGCCUGUGGACACUACGCUCGGUAUAUCAAAUCCCGCCGUUUAUGCCAGUUUCCACAAUACGUCGGAAACGUCGUUAAACGCUUAGUCGGAGUAAUGCAAUUGAAUGUGCGAGACAAUAUGCGGCCUUUGUAUUCAACAAACAAUGUGAAAAACAAUGUCGCGUUGGAAAGGUGCUUAUUACAUCUCGUGACGUCAGCAUGAUGCCCUAUGGUAUGUUCAUCAGUUAUUACCGAUAGCGAGAAAUAUAUAAUUUUUAUAAUAAAUAAACAAUGGUGCUUCACCAUCACGAUUCGCUUCAUCACCGUUACCGUACGAUGCCUUGAUACAGAAUAUCGUCGUUCUUCCAUCGUUGUCAGUCUUGUCUGGUUCCAUCGUUUCUCGUUAAUGUUCAUUAGAAAUAAGUAAUCAGUGAUUAACCGGAACUAUUUUCGUUGCAUGCACAUUUUUAACACACGAAAGUCUGAGCUUGAAACGCUGACUUAUACCUCGUCUCAUAAUGAAGGUAAGAAUGCCACAUUGAGAUUAAAUUGCUGUCUUGAUUCAACUGAGAUUCAUGACACUUUAUGCGGUAUGUCAAAUCUUAUCUUAACUAUUAUGUAUAUUGCAGAACAAAUCCAGCAUUUAGCAUUCAAGAAAACUUGAGUGGCAGUUUUACAUCUGUGGUACCAGAAUACUAACGUGUCACACUGACAAGUAUAUCGCCAAUGGAAUAUGUAAGUGAUAACGCGAGUGCCAUGAUAAGCAAGACUGCUCUUGCUGAUACUUGUACGAGAGGUAAUCUUUAAUGCCUUGCGGCAGGAAUGCCUUGCGUUGCUUACAGUCCAACGUUAAAUUCACAUGUGUUUUAAACAGAACAGAACAGAAGUUUUAUAAAUACGAAGAGAAUAGAACAUAUUAGAUGCAUUAAUAAAUAUAAUGAAAUGAAAAAUAAAGACAAUAUUAUACAAUGAUAUAUUUAAUAAAUUCUUCAUAUAUAUAUGUACGUUUCUUACACAUUAUGUAUUAUAAGAUAGUUUUACUUUGUACAAAUAAGACGUAGAUAAGUAUUUUAUUAACUUUUAGAUGUAGAUGAUCCAACUGUAAAAUGAAAUGUAAAAUAAUGUAAAUACUAUUUCCAACGCAA
Ooceraea biroi (clonal raider ant) is the source of this 2793-nucleotide messenger RNA. RefSeq names its product solute carrier family member malvolio (gene Mvl). NCBI's taxonomy places the organism in Eukaryota, Metazoa, Arthropoda, Insecta, Hymenoptera, Formicidae. Gene Ontology annotation, cellular component: plasma membrane; endosome membrane. Gene Ontology annotation, biological process: iron ion transmembrane transport; manganese ion transport. Gene Ontology annotation, molecular function: cadmium ion transmembrane transporter activity; manganese ion transmembrane transporter activity; iron ion transmembrane transporter activity. The record is from RefSeq and is a predicted model, not a curated record.